Ostreococcus tauri is the source of this 216-nucleotide messenger RNA. Its product is annotated as Protein of unknown function DUF1242. Gene Ontology annotation, biological process: protein secretion; intracellular transport. The record is from RefSeq and is a predicted model, not a curated record. The transcript has a single exon. The coding region runs from base 1 to 216 and encodes 71 amino acids. Lineage: Eukaryota; Viridiplantae; Chlorophyta; Mamiellophyceae; Mamiellales; Bathycoccaceae.
AUGUCCGCCCUGUUCGACUUCAAAUCCUUCGUCUCCACGCUCGCUCUCUUCGUCUGCGCCUGCACGUACGUCAAACUUCGCGCCCCUGGGUUGAUCGAUUCACAUCGCACUGGCUUCCGAGGCGUCUUCUGGAAAGCCGCGCGCGUGGGCGAGCGAUUAUCGCCCUUCGUCAGCGCCCUGUGCGCGUACAUGGCGGUGCAGACGUUGUUCGGGUGA